Messenger RNA from Pyricularia pennisetigena, 3642 nucleotides. RefSeq lists its product as uncharacterized. The transcript is spliced from 6 exons. The record is from RefSeq and is a predicted model, not a curated record. Gene Ontology annotation, molecular function: RNA binding. NCBI's taxonomy places the organism in Eukaryota, Fungi, Ascomycota, Sordariomycetes, Magnaporthales, Pyriculariaceae. The coding region runs from base 1 to 3642 and encodes 1213 amino acids. Gene Ontology annotation, biological process: mRNA processing. Gene Ontology annotation, cellular component: nucleus.
AUGUCCGGAAAGAGGUCCCGAGCCACGUACGAAGCCGAACUCCAACUACAACAAUCACCGUUCGUUGUUUUUGGAACACCUCUGCCACCUCUGGAUCCCGAUGUUCGAGAUGAUGGCUCAUAUGUCCCGGUCUGGAAGCAGGAGGUGAGGGACGAGCGGGGUCGCAAAAGACUACAUGGUGCCUUCACUGGCGGGUUCAGCGCAGGUUAUUUCAACACCGUCGGUUCCAAAGAAGGAUGGACUCCGUCAACAUUUGUCUCCUCGCGGACUAAUCGCCGAAAGGACGAUCCGAAACUUAACCAACAGCGACCAGAAGACUUUAUGGAUGAGGAGGAUCUUGCGGACGCGGAGGAAUCCAGAAAGCUGCAGACAAAUCAGGCAUUCUCUGCCCUCGGGUCUACGCAAGAUGACGCUGCGCGACGUGCCGGAUUGGCGGGUCUUUUUCGAGUCGAAGGUGAGACCAUGGGCAUCAAGCUUCUGAAGAAAAUGGGUUGGAAAGAAGGUCAAGGAAUCGGGCCAAAGGUCAUGCGCAAGGCUAGGCUCGAGGCUGGGUCCGGCUCUGGGGAGGGCGUGAGCCAGGAAUAUCACCUUUUUGCGCCGGAUAAGGUCGCCCUGAUUCAAUUUGUGAAGAAGUCAGACCAUAAAGGACUCGGGUACGCUGGCCAGAAUCGUCUGGUCCCUUUGAGAUCCACCAAAGACAAAGAAGAAGGCCUAUCCGAUGAGGACCAAGAAUUUGAUUUCCUGUCCCGCCGACAACCCGUGUCGUUGAUAACCAAGAAGAAGAAGGAGAAGAAGCGAGGUGGGAUAGGCAUUGGCAUCCUCAACGAUACCGGUUCGGAUGAUGAGGAUCCUUACGAAAUCGGCCCUCGCAUAGCUUACAAUAGGGUCAUCGGCGGGGAGAAGAAAAAGAAAAAGAAUGAUAGCAGCAGUGCCACAACGGCCGCAAAUCCACUGCUGAAGUCUAAGCCUGUCUUCAAACCAAAGAAGCUGGGAAAGAUCGGCUUAGGGGCGAAGAAGUGCCAUGAUGGUCGGUUGCCUCUUGACGGGUUUGUGUUUGGCCAGUAUCCAGACCCUCUCACAUCAGAGAUCAACGAUGCUGGCAAACACCCGCCCCCAAAGGUCCCACCAGACUGGAAAUCGUCACGGCAGCCUACUGCAUCAUCUGUAAACCCAUCCUAUGUGUCAACAGCCGAUGCUGCCAAGUCAUCCAAGCUCGAUCCAAAGUCCAGGGCAGAAAUUCUUGGAGAAGCGCAGCUUCCUGGCAAGUCUGUUUUUGAUUUCAUGUCAACAUCUGCUAGGGAAAGACUCGUGAGUGCAACAGGCAAGAAGGAUCUCCCUGAAGCUCGGGGGGAGAUCCCAGCCGCUUACGCCAUGUCAGCUGAGGACAAGCUUGCUGAGCUCCUCAAAGAUGUUCCAACCCUGGACAAAGCAACAGCUGUAGCUGCUCUCGCUCGAGGCGCUUCUGGAGGUGCACCUUAUGUAGACAACGAGGACAAGCGGAAGAGAUACCGAGCCUAUCUCGAGUAUCAAGCUGGAUCCCGACAGACACUUCCACCCAAACCGGCCGGGAUGAAGGAUGAUGACUGGUUAAGAGAGUUCUACGAGUUUUUCAGCUGCGCCAGAAUAUUCAAGCCCAUGACUGGCUUCAUGGCGUCGAGGUUCACAACAUCCAAGUCCAGCUCCACUAUUUCUGCAACAAAGGCGGACGGCGACGGGAAUGCCCUCAUCACCAGACCAGCCCCUAAACCGACAGACCCGGCGGAAGAGGCGGCCAAACUGGGAAUGUUUGGGCCCAUGACCAGACUCAUCAAGGACUUUUAUCCAAAUCGACUGCUGUGCAAGAGGUUCAACGUCAAGCCCCCGGUUGUGGUCGAGCCCGACGCCGAAUUGGGCUUGGGCUUGGCACAUCCAUCUACAAAACAAGACUAUUCACAGUUCGCAGGCUUGUAUCGGGACGUUGAAGCCGGGCCUCAAGAUGAUGUGAAAAGUCAGGACGCCACUGCAGCCAAAACGGGCGUGGCAGCGGAGAAUAAGCCGCCGAUUAAAGCGGUGGUGGACCCAGACACUAACGCUGCAUUGGAACAGGCACGGGCGGGCGAGGAAGUCUUCAAGGCCAUCUUUGGCGAUAGCACUGCUCUGCCGAUAAAAGCUUUUGACAAGUCGGUUCCGCUUCCGAGCGACCUGGACGCCCGCAAUUCAUCCGCCAAUUCGUCGAUCGUUCAAGAUUCCAGUGCCGGCGUCAGACCGUCAUCGUCCUCGUCCACCGCCGCCUCGGCAAACGAGAUAGAGCCGUCGCAGGAUCUUACCGCCAGCCAAGGUCUGUUUCAGCUCAAUCGGCAGGUGUCGGAAGAUUCCCAGCAUCCUCAAUCAUCGCCAGAUCCCCUACCCGAGACCGAGACAAGAAGCCCGCCACCUCGGUACCCAGCCUCGGAAGCCUCGAUCUCGGGUCCGCCCCCGUUUGCGAGCCUCUUCGCUCCACCUGCGCCAGCGACCCUCACCGACGUUGACGAAGAGCCUCUUCCCGGCAGCCUCGAGGAGGUUGACUUUGAGUCCGCCGCCGCGCCCGCCUACGCGCCCCCUCUCGCUUCAUCCUCGCAGCAACAGCCUCAGCAAAGCCAGGCCUCAGCUAGUAGCUUCCAGGAAGAGACCAAGCGUGCUCUUCCCCGAGACAGCAAGGGCGAUCCAUCGCGCAGCAACAAAGACGACGACGCAGAACCACCGCCGGCGUACUCGGAGGGAUUUAGUCCCCUCCACUCAUUUACCUAUCUGAUGGCUGCCGCAGGAGGAGCGUCGAGUAUUAUUACUCAGGUGCAACAAGGAGGACCGCCAAUCAACUCGAUCGGAGAUGUCGGCGCCGAUGAGACGAUCACGAUGGACCUUCGGGGCACGAGGUUCUCCCUCUCCCGUGAUGAGCUGUUGACAUUGCCCGAAUUCGUUCUGCUUUCCUUGUUUCCCAAUGGCUUGUUCCCAGAAGGUCACAUGGGUGGAUUCGCUGACGGUGAUGCCGUCCAAGUUGACUACGAUCCGGCAUCUCUGCAGUACAUGCUGGACUUCUUCCGGAACGUGGCACAGACCAUACCUGCAGAGUCGGAGCCAGACAACGACAUGGUGCCGGUCGAGCCAAUGGGUAGCAGCAGGGAUGACUCGUCCAAGAGAGCAGGAAUCAUUGUGCUCCGUGAGGAUCUAGAUUUCUACGCCAUCCCGCCACGACCUGAUAUCAAGCAGCCGGACAUGAUCGAGGUCAAGCGGGCCGCGGCAAGGGCGCUGCUCAAGCAAAACGGUAUCUUUAGCGGCCUCAAGCGGAGCGAUGAGCCGGGUACGACGGAAGCGCAUCUGAUUGAGAUGUUGACUGCUGGUGGUUUUGAUCACGAUGACAAAUGGGGUCAUAGAGCCGGAGAGCCCAAUAAGGCGGUCAUUUGCAGUCUUGCACUGGCACGACUGCGCAGCGACAUCCGUGGUAACGAAAUGGGUAGCAACGCGGUUGGCAUGGCACAAAAGCUCUUGCUGUUCUGGCGUAAGCCGGCGCGCAGGUGCUGGUGGGAGGGUGUAGAGCUCGAAAAUGUGGAGGGAGUUGAAGGGAAGCUCAAGGUUUGGAUUCGUCGGGUGUGGACGCUUGAGAUGAGCGUUAUUGGCCUGCGCUAA